AUGAACCUGUCAUCAAAUUCAAAACCAUGCUUCAAUGGCUGUUUCCCAUCUCCAUUAUCCCUUGUCUCUGCCGAAUCCAGUGACACUCCCAAACCCAGAUUCAGCAACGUAGCUUUAUCAAACCAAGAAUUCGCAGAAUCAAUUUAUUCCACUCUUUACCCUCACACAUACUUCACCAACCACGAAACUCUACCUACUCUUCAAGAUUCAUACUCCAACUUCAUCAAAGCGUUCCCAAAAUUUCCCAACACUUUUAAAAUCGACGAGAUUCGUUCCCAAGAGUACCAUCACCUCACUUUCUCUAACACUUGCUUCGAUUACACAGGCAACGGUCUCUUCUCCUACGCGCAACAACAAAGAUCACUACUCUCCACAACUUCACUUGCUGCUGCUUCUUCUUCUUCGUCCAUGUUUGCAACCACGGAACCAUUAUCGUUCUUUGACGUAUCGUACAAGUCAGUUACUUUGCCUUCACAGAUUCUUUACGGGGGCCACGACACUGAGCUAGAGUUGAGAAUGAGCGAAAGGAUCAUGAGAUUCAUGAACGUAUCAGAAUCCGAAUACACGCUAGUUUUCACUGCCAAUGAGGUCUCUGCUUUCAAAAUUUUGGCCAAUUCUUUUCAGUUUCAUCCAAACGGAGAGCUUCUUACAGUUUAUGAUCAUAGCAGCGAGGCAUUGGAAACGAUGAUACAAGUAUGUAAGAAUCAAGGCGUGACCGCGCUCUCGGCUGAAUUCUCGUGGCCGAGUCUGAAAAUGAAUUGGCGAAAACUGAAGAAGAAAAUCAUAGCCAACAAGAUAAUAAAGAAUAACAAUGGUAAUAAUAACAAUAAGGGUCUGUUCGUUUUCCCUCUCCGUUCGAGGGUUACCGGGACGCCGCAUUCCUAUGUUUGGAUGUCGAUGGCGCAAGAGAAAGGGUGGCGCGUGUUGCUUGAUGCUUGUUCCAUGAGGCCUAAGGAAACAAGCUCGUUAGGGUUGUCCAUGUUCAAGCCAGAUUUCAUGAUUUGUUCUUUCUAUAAAGUGUUUGGUGAGAAUCCAUCUGGGUUUGGGUGCUUGUUUGUCAAGAAAUCUAGCAUCUGUUCGCUGAAAGAUUCUUGCAAUGAUUCAGCUCUAGGAAUUGUGAGCCUUGUCCCUGCAUUUAAGAAACAAAAUUUGUCAUUCAUUGCUGCUGCUGAUGUUGAUGAUGAAGAAAAUGAACCAAAACCAAAAGACCAGUGUUCCAAUUCAAAUUCAGUUCUGAAAUUGGACUCAUUCAACUCUGGGAAGAGAUUUGGCCACAUGAUUGAUACUUUCGGUUCUGAAUGCAGAGGAUUGGACCAUGCAGACUCGGUGGGGCUAAUGUUGAUUAAUUGCAGGGCCAGGAUCUACGGCCCAAACAUAAGUUCACACCGUGGGCCUGCAGUGGCAUUCAACAUAUUUGAUUGGAAAGGGGAAAAGAUUGAUCCUAAACUAGUGCAGAAACUAGCUGACAGGAACAAUAUCUCAUUGGGUUCUGCAUUUUUACGUAAUAUGAAGUUAGACAAGAAUCAAGAGGAGGAGCAACGAGCCUUGGAAUCUAGCGCUUCUGAUGAUUAUAGGCCGGGCCUGUACAAGAAGAGAGAUAGUCAUGGGCUUGGCCCUGGGAUAUUCGUGGUGACUUCUACACUUGGUUUCUUGACAAACUUUGAAGAUGUUUACAGAUUGUGGGCUUUUAUUUCAAGGUUUCUUGAUGCAGAUUUUGUGGAGAAAGAGACAUGGAGAUAUGUAGCUCUUAAUCAAAAGACAAUUGAUAUAUGA
This is a messenger RNA of Arachis ipaensis, 1773 nucleotides long. The record is from RefSeq and is a predicted model, not a curated record. Lineage: Eukaryota; Viridiplantae; Streptophyta; Magnoliopsida; Fabales; Fabaceae.